Molecule: messenger RNA, 1344 nt
Organism: Paraphaeosphaeria sporulosa
Lineage: Eukaryota; Fungi; Ascomycota; Dothideomycetes; Pleosporales; Didymosphaeriaceae
Exons: 2
Coding region: 1-1344 (447 amino acids)
Source: RefSeq, a predicted model, not a curated record
AUGUCUGUUCUUGCAUUCAAGGCGCUAGACUACGGCGCAGACAAACUCCCGGACAGGAUCUUCGAAGCGAUCCCGGGCGGCUUCUUUACACCGGAUCACAAAAGACACCCAAAGUCCAAGACCAAGCGACGCCCUUUACUCGAUUCACGAGGCAAGAGCGAGCAGAGGAACGACCGCGGCAGACGCCGGUCGCAGCGCGAGCGGACCCCACCGAGCGAACACUUGGGCUACAGCAGCUACGACGACAGUGACUACGAGCGCGAUCAGCGCCGCCAGGGUCGACGUCGCCGCGUGAAGAGCCUCGGGCGCAGCCCCAGUCGAAGCCUGAGCCGCAGCUCGAGUCGCGGAAGGCACCACCACCAGCGCAGCAGCGGGUUUGACGGCGAAGGCGACGAGCGCGCCCAGAUGGACCGCGAGCGCGCAGACCGUGGGCCUCAAUUUCCUCCCCCUCCUACUUCUGAGUACAGGCAAUACAACCCGCAAGGGUACGCAUCGCCGCCGCCGCCAGCCACGGGUGGACAAUAUGACCCAUACCGCCCGGCGCAGUCGGCAAGGCAAGACCAGGGAUACCCCCCUCAGGUAAAUACCACCACCUCUCGUAGUCGAAGCGCGACACUUCCGGCAGGCCGCCCUGCGCCGACGCCGCUGCAAAUACUGCGGUCGAAGCUCAUGAGCAGGUCGCCGUCGAACAUGUCAACUCCCCUUCUUCCUGUUUCUCCACUUCAUACUCCUCCCACCAUGGAGUCGCUACGCAUCGGCACUCCGCUUGGUGCUUCAUUUUUACCCUCCUACGAGCCGCCUCUUGCGGCUCUGCUCAGCCGUCCAGCUACUAACUCACCUCAGCCAACGUCUCAUACAGCUGCGCGAUACACACCAGGUGCUGGAUACGCUCCAUCGCCUGUGAAUGUGAACUCGCCUAUACCUCCACCACCCAACAAUGGGUAUGCGCCAUACAAUCCCGCCGAUUACGCCUCCUCAAACGCGGGCUAUCCUACUGCGGGCAAUACCUAUCCGUCUCCACCGCCGUUCUAUCGACAAUCGUCGCGUUCGCAGCCCUCGCUAGCCCAGUACCCAUACCCAGACAGCCAGGUCGCUGCGUACGACUCGCCUCCGGACCGCCAUGGCAGUUCCUCGUCCUCGCGCCGUCACCGCCAUCAGGAUGACAGGCGGCACAGGGCAAGGUCUGCUGGUCAGCAUGGUCGCUCUCGUAGCCGAGUCACUGACAAGUUCCGUGACAGGUUUGAGAGUAUGGACCUUCAUGACAAAAACUUGGCGGCUUCGGUGGGAGGAGCAGGUAUCGGUGCGUUCGGCGGCAGAGAACUGGAGAAGAGGCACGACAAGUAA